This is a messenger RNA of Arabidopsis thaliana (thale cress), 1704 nucleotides long. Its product is annotated as AMP-dependent synthetase and ligase family protein. The coding region runs from base 53 to 1702 and encodes 549 amino acids. The transcript has 2 exons. The record is from RefSeq and is marked reviewed. Lineage: Eukaryota; Viridiplantae; Streptophyta; Magnoliopsida; Brassicales; Brassicaceae.
AUUGAGUGGUUCACAAAAUCAUAACGAUACUAUAGUUUCUUGCAGCUAACUAAUGGAACUCUUACUUCCACACCCAUCAAACUCAACUCCACUCACCGUCCUCGGCUUCUUAGACCGAGCCGCUUCCGUCUAUGGUGACUGUCCGUCCAUCCUCCACACUGCAAACACCGUUCAUACUUGGUCCGAAACACAUAACCGCUGUCUCCGUAUCGCAUCGGCUCUAACUUCCUCCUCUAUCGGAAUUAAACAAGGCCAAGUCGUCUCUGUCGUGGGUCCCAACGUCCCGUCCGUCUAUGAGCUUCAGUUUGCUGUCCCAAUGUCCGGAGCCAUCUUAAACAACAUCAACCCUCGCUUAGACGCACACGCACUCUCUGUCCUCCUGCGUCACAGCGAAUCCAGACUCGUUUUCGUCGACCACCGUUCUAUAUCCUUAGUCCUUGAAGCAGUUUCAUUAUUCACACAACACGAGAAACCUCACCUCGUCCUCCUGGACGAUGACCAAGAGAACGAUUCUUCAUCCGCAUCAGAUUUUCUUGACACGUACGAAGAAAUUAUGGAGAGAGGAAAUUCAAGAUUCAAGUGGAUCCGUCCUCAAACCGAAUGGCAACCAAUGGUUCUUAACUAUACUUCCGGAACGACGUCGUCUCCCAAGGGAGUGGUACUUAGCCACAGAGCGAUUUUCAUGCUCACUGUUAGCUCCUUGCUUGAUUGGUCAGUACCAAACCGGCCAGUUUACUUGUGGACUCUACCGAUGUUUCACGCCAAUGGUUGGGGUUACACUUGGGGCACCGCAGCGGUUGGAGCCACCAACAUCUGCACGCGUAGAGUCGACGCACCGACUAUUUACAACUUGAUCGAUAAGCACAAUGUGACCCACAUGUGUGCUGCACCUAUGGUUCUCAACAUGCUAAUUAACUAUCCAUUAAGUACGCCGCUCAAGAACCCGGUUCAGGUUAUGACCUCUGGAGCUCCCCCACCAGCAACCAUUAUCUCCCGAGCGGAGUCACUUGGUUUCAACGUCAGCCACUCAUACGGUUUAACAGAGACUAGCGGUCCGGUUGUGUCAUGUGCUUGGAAGCCUAAGUGGGACCAUCUUGAUCCAUUGGAGAGAGCUAGGCUGAAGUCAAGGCAAGGAGUAAGAACACUCGGAUUCACGGAAGUCGAUGUAAGGGAUCGAAAAACAGGAAAGAGUGUGAAACACGACGGAGUUUCGGUUGGAGAGAUUGUUUUCAGAGGCAGCUCAGUCAUGUUGGGAUACUACAAAGACCCUCAAGGAACUGCGGCUUGUAUGAGAGAGGACGGGUGGUUCUACUCUGGAGACAUCGGGGUUAUACACAAAGAUGGUUACUUGGAGAUCAAAGAUCGGUCAAAAGAUGUGAUCAUAUGCGGAGGAGAAAAUAUAAGCAGCGCAGAGAUUGAGACGGUUCUGUAUACAAAUCCGGUGGUGAAGGAAGCUGCGGUGGUGGCUAAACCGGAUAAGAUGUGGGGAGAGACACCAUGUGCUUUUGUGAGCUUGAAGUGUGAUAACAAUGGUGAUGGUUCGGUUCCCGUGACCGAGAGAGAGAUAAGGGAGUUUUGUAAGACGAAGUUACCUAAGUACAUGGUUCCGAGGAAAGUGAUCUUUCAGGAGGAACUUCCCAAGACUUCCACAGGAAAAAUUCAGAAGUUUUUGCUAAGACAAAUGGCUAAGACCCUGUCUUGAAC